This is a messenger RNA of Phymastichus coffea, 1898 nucleotides long. RefSeq lists its product as uncharacterized. The record is from RefSeq and is a predicted model, not a curated record. NCBI's taxonomy places the organism in Eukaryota, Metazoa, Arthropoda, Insecta, Hymenoptera, Eulophidae. Gene Ontology annotation, cellular component: membrane. The transcript is spliced from 8 exons. Gene Ontology annotation, biological process: transmembrane transport. Gene Ontology annotation, molecular function: transmembrane transporter activity. The coding region runs from base 319 to 1785 and encodes 488 amino acids.
GAUUUACUUAUUGCAGUAAAUAUAUCGUUGUAUCUCGGUUUUUAUAAAAAUAGAUUGUUUUUUGAUUGAAUUAUUUAUAUUUGAUUUUUUGGAACGAGAAGAGUAAUAGUUUAAUGGUGCCGUAGCAACAAAAUCGUCUCUGUAAUCCACGAUGUGGAUAAAGGGCAAAACUGCACACGAAAAGUUUUGCAAUGACUAAAAUACCGAGAAGAAUCGAAGCCUGUCGAGAGUAAAAGUACGUCAGUUGUGCAACUUUUCAAUCACAGCAUCCAAGAGAGCGAAACGUUGCUUUGAUUAUUGCCUUCUAAUUGACCAAAUAUGUACGUUGAACAGAAUUUACAUGGGGAACUAUGUGUGAAAAGAAGAAUCGUAGACGUUUCAUCGUUAAUUGCUUUUAUUGUACUCAUGAUACUAUACAUCGGAGUAGCAUUAUAUGCGGUGCAAAAUGGCCACAUAGCUAACAGUUUUACUUAUAUUCAUAACAUGAUCGACGACGGUGUGAUUGUCGAUUCAACUGAAAAGGUGGCUAUUGAAAUAUUCGACGAUCUAUAUCGCACGAGAUUUGUGAUUCUAUCGAUUACUAUUUUGGCCGUUUUAUGGUCGAUUUCAACUAUUUUUAUAAUUAGAAAAGCUACAAGUUUUGCUAUAUGCACUGGAAUAAUGGGCGAAGCAGUUCUGUUGAUAGCUUUGUUUGUCGUAACAAUUUUUGCAUCGCAAAGUCAAGUUUACAGACAUUCGAGUUCGAAGCCAUAUCUCUUUUUCCCAAUAUUUAUCGUUAUUGUGGUAUCAAAAUUACUGGCCUUGAAGGAAGUGGGCUUCGCAUUUGUAUCGAAUUUACUCAGGGAAUCCUGCAGAGCUAUUACAAGUUAUGCACUUGGAUUCAUAGUGAUGUUUUUCAUACACACUUUGGCAUUGUCUUCGGUUAUUUUUGGAUUCUAUAUAUAUUGCCAGCUUAUGUCGACGUCACUUAAGCCAUUGUACAAGGAAGUGCAAACUGCCGAUGGAGUUUCACAUGAUAUUUGUAAUUUCGUCAUAGUUACGAUCCCGAGCUACAUCUAUUUGUUUCAUAUGAUUAACAUAGUUAGUUGCAUCUGGCUUAACUAUACAUUUUGGAAUUUUGGUUACGUAUUUUUCUCUCGAACUUUUGCCAGACUAUACCAAAAUCCCGAAGACAAGUGUAAUUCUAUCAGUGCUAUUCUCGGUGUAUUCAGAUCAACUGUAAGGAACCAUAUGGGUACUAUAAUUUACGCAUCGUCACCAUACGCGCCCAUUGUGCAAAUAUCGGUGAUGUGGAAAUAUGCUUGGAAUGCUACAAACGAAUAUUUAAGACAAAAGCCGUUCAUAGGAUCUAUUUCUUGGCUAGUAACAGUCUGGAACUUGUCGAGCACUGGACUGAUAUUUUGCAGUUUUCACAGAACUGCAUUCAAACAAUCAGCCAAACUUACUGGAAGAAUAUUCAUACGAAAUCCUGUGCAAUUACUGACCGUUUACUCGGUUAUUGGAUGGCUUGCAUUUUUUGUAAUUACAUUCGUUACACUUCUUUCAUUAAUAGUAUUAUGGAUUUAUACUUCAAUCAUCAGUGAAACGCCACAUACAUGCAUUGCAGCGAUUGUAAUCAUUUUUGGUGCUAUUGCAAUGACCAGAGCAGUGUGUCAGCUACUUGAAAUAGCAAUAUUAAGCAUAUAUUUGUUCAUGAUUGAAAAUAUUGAACAAAUCUCAAAUAUGGAAAAUAAAAAACCUCGCAAUCCUGCCAUAGAUAAAAUUAUCACGCAAUGUCAUGACUAAUAAUACUUUGUAACUUGUGGGCCUUAAGCUUAACUUGUAAGCUUAUGCCUUAUUGUAUCAUAAUAAUAAUAAUUGUCAAUUAUAAUUUAUUUGAUAGAAAUAAACGAUGUCAA